Molecule: messenger RNA, 7290 nt
Organism: Motacilla alba alba
Lineage: Eukaryota; Metazoa; Chordata; Aves; Passeriformes; Motacillidae
Gene: MCTP1
Product: multiple C2 and transmembrane domain containing 1
Exons: 16
Coding region: 139-2379 (746 amino acids)
Biological process (GO): regulation of neurotransmitter secretion
Cellular component (GO): synaptic vesicle membrane
Molecular function (GO): calcium ion binding
Source: RefSeq, a predicted model, not a curated record
UGCGGCGGAGCCCUGCGCUCGUUCCGGCAGCGGGCGCCGUUCCGUUUCGGUCCGCCCCGCACCGGAGAGAGGGCGGCAGGCUCCGGCGAGCUCUGCUGCUGCUGCCUCCACAGCCGCUCCCGUCGCAGGAGGAGAAGGAUGGAGCCGGGCAAGGAGCCCCGAGGGACCACGGGGGAGAAGCCCAGCGAACCAGAGCCAGCGGUUUCCUUCCAGGCCCGGUUGUGGAAGAACCUGCAGCUGGGGGGCAAGGGCCGGAGCGGCGGCGGCCGGGCAGCAGCCGAGCGCCGCACUGCGGAGCCCCUCGCCCCGCCGCCGCCGGCCGGCAGCAAGGGGGACCUCCAGCCCGGUGGCAAGUGGAGCGGCUUCAAGCGACGGCGGCAAGUGCUAGACCGCGUCUUUUCGUCCUCCCAGCCCAACCUAUGCUGCUCGGCCGCCGAGCCGCUGGAUUCGGCCGGGGAGUCCGGCUCCGCCCUGCGCCGCCUGCGGGAGCACCUGCUUCCCCAAGGCAAGGGGCCGCCGCCCGGCCGCCGCCCGGAGCCCGCCGCCGGCUGUGAGGGGCCGGCGGGUGGCAAGGAAGGGCGCCGGCCCGGGGCGCACCUGUCCCACCAGAAGAGCUCCUCGCUGCCCAGUACCGCCUGCCUGGAGCAGCUGCUGCAGGGCUCGCCCGCCGUCGGCAGGAUCCAGGACCAGCGGACAGAGGACGGCGACAGCAGCGAGAGAACAAAUUCAUUUGGAGCUAGUAAUGCUGAUUUCCCCCCUGGGGAUCCUGGAAUGUACCAGUUGGAUGUUACUCUAAGAAGAGGACAGAAUCUAGCUGCACGGGACCGCGGAGGAACAAGUGAUCCAUAUGUCAAGUUCAAACUUGGAGGAAAAGAAGUAUUUAGAAGUAAAACAGUACACAAGAAUCUCAAUCCUGUGUGGGAAGAAAAAGCUUACAUUCUUAUAGAUAACCUUAGAGAACCACUGUAUAUAAAGGUAUUUGAUUAUGACUUUGGACUUCAAGAUGACUUCAUUGGUUCGGCAUUUUUGGAUCUCACAUCAUUGGAAUUAAAUAGGCAAACAGAUGUUACCUUGAGUCUGAAGGAUCCUCAUUACCCUGACCAUGAUCUGGGAAGUAUAUUCCUGUCAGUUGUCUUGGCUCCAGGAGACCCGCGAGAAGCGACAAUGCUAAUGAGGAAGAGUUGGAAAAGAUCAAGUAAGUUUCAGACCCAGAGCUUACGUCUCUCAGACCUGCACAGAAAGUCUCAGUUAUGGAGAGGGAUAGUUAGUGUUACGUUAAUAGAAGGUCGUGAACUUAAGGCGAUGGAUGCAAAUGGGCUCAGUGAUCCUUACGUGAAGUUUCGUUUGGGGCAUCAGAAGUACAAGAGCAAGAUUGUUCCAAAAACUUUGAAUCCUCAGUGGAGAGAGCAGUUUGACUUUCAUCUCUAUGAAGAACGAGGUGGAAUUAUUGAUAUUACCGUGUGGGACAAAGAUGUGGGCAAAAAGGAUGAUUUCAUUGGCAGGUGCCAGAUUGACCUGUCGACCCUGAGUAAAGAACAAACCCACAAGCUGGAGAUGCCACUAGAGGAGGGAGAGGGAUACCUGGUGCUGCUGGUCACUCUCACAGCCUCAGCUGCAGUCACUAUCUCUGACCUCUCCAUCAACUCCCUGGAGGACCAGAAGGAGCGAGAGGAGAUUCUGAAGAGAUAUAGUCCAAUGAUGAUGUUCCAUAACAUCAGCGAUGUGGGAUUUCUUCAGGUGAAGGUCAUCAGGGCAGAAGCAUUGAUGGCAGCUGAUGUCACAGGUAAAAGUGACCCAUUUUGUGUAGUUGAAUUGAACAAUGACAGACUGCUGACACAUACUGUCUACAGGAACCUCAAUCCAGAAUGGAACAAAAUCUUCACAUUCAAUAUAAAGGACAUCCACUCAGUGCUUGAAGUGACAGUUUAUGAUGAAGACCGUGAUCGAAGUGCUGACUUUCUAGGCAAAGUUGCUAUACCAUUGCUGUCUAUUCAAAAUGGUGAACAGAAAGCCUACGUCUUGAAAAACAAGCAUCUGACAGGGCCAACAAAGGGGGUCAUCUAUCUUGAAAUAGAUGUGAUUUUUAAUGCUGUGAAGGCCAGCAUACGAACCUUAAUGCCCAAAGAACAGAAGUACAUUGAAGAGGAAGACAGACUGUCUAAACAGCUACUGUUGAGGAACUUCAUGCGGAUGAAGCAUUGUGUCAUGGCACUCAUUACGGCUGUCUGCUAUAUUAGCAGUUGUUUUGACUGGGAUUCUCCACCAAGAAGUCUAGCUGCUUUUUUGCUCAGGACGUUACUCUUGCAGAAGAGGCCGUAUGAGUCUGGUGUGAUUUCUCAAAUGCACCUGAGUGGAGCUUGGCAGAACAGAGAAGUUUAGCAAAGGCAUGAAAAAGUAAACUCAACCAAAGACUGAGUGGUGAUACACUAGUAAAUAUCCUGGUUAUGUUAUAAAUUACAUUUGUUUAAUAAUUCAUAACUGAUUCUACCACAUUGUGAAGUGACUGUUAAUAGAUGUCCUCCCAUUCCUUUGUGCUGUGUUUUACAAUAAAAAGAGACAAAAAUGUACAGGAUGUACAUAUUCAUGAACUGCAUUCUAACUUCUGCCUUCUCUUUAUCUCACUGAAAUAUUUGGAGUUUGCACUGUUUGCGCUGAUAGCAGAAGUCAUUGUUUUUCUCUAUAGUGCAAUUUGUUAACUUUUACACAAAAGUAUGUGAAUAUGCUUUAGCUUUCUUGGGACCUGUUCUAGUCUAUUAUAAAAAAUUGUCAGCUAAAAAUGACCUUGGAGAGUUUUGUUUUGCAUUUUGUUUAAAGAAAGUAUUGCAGAAUAUAAUUGCAGCUAUCCUACUAGAGAACAAAAAGAACAAAAAAUACUUGCUUGUCUCAGUGACAUCAGCCUGGGGACAGACUUAUAAGUACAGGAUUUGGGUUGUUUAAACACCUGGAACUGCUUCACUCUGUGAUCUAAACUGUUAUUUUCUGCUAAGUUCUCAUUUCUGCAACCUACAAUUGUACUCUGCACAGGGAAAUUUAAAGACUUGGUAAAUACUGAAGAAAAACACAUAGCCUACAUGCUAACAUGUAGAUACCUCUGACAUCAAAGUUAUUUCAAACAAAUCAUUGAGGGUGGAAAGCUACAGGAUGUUCAUAGGGAAAGAGUAAAAGACUGUAAAUAGACUAGAAGGAGUUGGUAACAUCAGCCCUGGAUUCACAUUAGAGCUGUGAUUAGGAACAGGCAUGCAUAGCUAUAGGUGACAGAGCAGACACAUACAUCUGCAAACAUGAUGCUAUAGCAUACACAUACAUCUGCAAACUCAGAACUGAAGUUUUGGAGGCAAAGUCUUGAGAUCAAUGAAAGAGAAUUUCUUAAAAAGUACAAUAUAGACUGGAAAAUCAAGUUACAAUGAAUGGCAAGAUAGCUGAAAUUAAUUACUGAAAUGAAUUUAUUAAUUAAAAUGUAUUUUAAAAUAAGUACAUUAAAAGGGAGUAAAACAUUUUCCUACACUGUGUGAACAAAUUGCAAAUUAUAUACUUUUAAGCUGGUCAGUGAUAGAGGAACAGAUCCUCGGCUUUUUAUUUAUUUGCUGUUAUACAGUUAUACUCAACCAAUACUCCAGACACCACAAAACAACAUGAUGAAAUGGGUCAUAAAUCCUGAGUUUCAAAAUCAGCCUGGAGAACUCACUGAGGUUGACUGAUGGUCUUGAAAAGUUGAAAUAAUUUAAUAAUUAGACCUACUUGGACAGAGUUUCUUCAAUAUAAUAAGGACAUUACAGUUCCAGUCUGUGAAAUGAGUCUUCAGCUUAUGGAAGUGUCUCUCCAUAGGGAACCCAGUGUUUGUCUCUGUUCCAGACAUACUGGUAGUUACCAAACCAAAGCCCAAUAUAUUUGCUGGAAAUCACAGUCUGCUUUAACACCUUUAGCUACGUGGUUUUAGUUUUCAUUUAUACAGUUUAAAUUUUAUUGCUGUCGCUUUCACUCUUGCAGCUGGUAUAGUGUCGGUUUUCCUACAACUGAAGGACUUAACUUUAUUGAAGGUUGUGCUUCCUAAUAUCCUUUGGUCUUAAUGGUCCUUUUAUUUUGGUGGUGGUUAUUUAUGAAUGAAUAGUGAGGAGGGCUUAUUUAGGUUUUCUGACAUACCAAUGAAUAUGGGCACAAUUUAAGCAUUUGUGAAAUUUAUGUCGUUCAUAUUCACAAUUUUUAAAGUAAGUGUCUUACUUUUCAUUAAAAAAUGUAUUUUCUAUUUAGCCUUGGAAAAAGUAGUCUGAAAGUUUUGUAUUUUCCAGUAUUUGGGUAAUGGUGACUAUUUCUACCCUAUUAAACAUUUUACAGUGUUUUCUUAGAAUGUUAAAUGAUCUUCCUUCAUCUGCGAAAGUGGAUAGAAGAUAAGGGAAGGAGAAGCUUAAGAAAAAGCUAAUCUGAUGCAGUAUGUGAUGUACAGAAAACAGUAUUUCUAACAACAUCCAUGCAGGUGUUUGGGGAAUAUGUAUGUUGUCUGAACUCUGGUAGAUGUAUAGUGAAGUGUAAUUAAGCUGAAGAAGGUACCAAAUAUUUUUUCUCUGUACCCAGUUUAAUAACUUUUGAUGGACAAUUUAAUUUUACAAUCUUCAGGCUUUUGGGAGAACAGGAGGCAGGUUCAAAGCCCAUCAGCUUCUCAUCAGGCAGUAAGAAAGGAAGGGGGCAAUGAUAACACUUUGUUCCUGGAUUGUCUGAAGAAAUUACAUUUUUAAAAUUGAAUUGGAAGAUGUAGAUGACAGAAAAUUGAUGCCCAGGUGAUAGUGAUAAAGUGAUAAAAUGCCUACAGAAUGAAGGAAGAUAGAUGUGAAUAUGUAGAUCCUUGGUUGCAUGCGAUCUUUUUCAGCACAACACAAUUUAAAACUGUAUAGAACUCCAAAGAUCAUCAAUCUAUUGUGCAUAAAUAGCUGUAGUUAUCUAGCAUGAUCCAUGUUGUUAUUUUACACUUCUCACAAAGUCAACACCUUAGAUUUCUCUUCUGAAAGGAUUCUCUCUCUCUCUCACUGGAGAUAUUCAGGAUCUGUUUGGACACAGUUCUGUGCCACGUGCUCUGAGAUGACCCUGCAUGAGUAGGGUGGUUGGACCAGAUGAUCCAGUGUGGUCCCUUCCAGACUUAACCAUUCUAUGAUUCUCUGAAAAUCAAUCUGGGGAUAUCAAAAGAACUUUUUUACUUGGAACAUAGUAUGUAGAGCAGUUUUUAGGUAAUGUCACUUAGAAAAAACAUGGGCUGUUCAGUGAACACCAAUACCCAAUUCAGUUGGGUAUUGUUCAGAAAAUGUGGUAUUAAGAUGGGAUGGAGGUUCAGUGACCCUAAUAGCCCCAUUCUUAGAUGUGCUUUUGAUCUAAUGUACCCUAGUUGGUCAUUGAUGCCAGGUGUCAGUGCUCAUAGGAAUUUCUCAAAGUCAAUUUCUCAUAGUUUGUCAGCAUUUUAGCAGUCUGACAGAAAAAAUCCAUCUUGAAAUGGCCUGUGAAUGGCAGCAGGCUGUGUGUGAACUAUAUUUUGCCCUUUAAUUUUAUCCUGUGUACUAACUACCCAGAUGUAAUAAUGCAGCUCAGAAACUCUUAAAUGAAGGGCAAAAAAUGGCUCAAGAGAUUCCACAUUUUAAAAUUUUUUUUUGGGUAGCAUCGUUUUUAUUUCCACCUGACUUUUGUUAUUAGAUACAAUAGCAACUGGUUACAGCAGUACAAAUUUUAUAUCUGUAAUCCAUGUGCUGUUUAAAGUGGCACUUCAUUCAUACUCUGAGGUUUGCAUUCUUGAAGUUGUUGAUAUUCUCAAAGUAAAGAUUAUCGUACUUUUGGAAAAUUAUUUUGAAACAUCUGUUAGAGGUUGUAAGGAAAAUAAAAUUAUUUGUAAGCAAAUAAUUACAUAAAAUUUUCAGGAUUUUAAAUAAAACAUUUUUUUGGUGCUGACAAUCUUGUAGAGAUGCAACAUACAUUAUGGUGUGAUUGGAUAGCAGUAUCAGCACAAAGGUUGUUCUGGCUGUAAAUGUGUUUCACAAACAAACUGUGUGGUUUGAUGCAGAUCAAGUGAGUCAUAUCUAGUUGUCAGAAUUGUUGCUUUAGUAAUGAGUGGGUACACUGCACAUAGAUAAAAAGAGCAAGAUUAAAUAGAACGUUUGGUUUGUUGUACAGAUUACCAGCAUGGAAAACCUGUGAGAAAAAAUUUCCUACCUAGUAAGCCCUUAUGUUGCUUUUUUUAAAUUUCACAUAUUGAAGCUAAAGAUUAAAAUUAAUCCAGUUUGUUAGCAGAAUGUAUCACAUUUUAAUGUCUUACACAAUUCAUCAUUCAUAUUCAUUGAGCUUAACAUUAGCCUUUUCUUAUUUUCUUCUUCUCAUCUAAUGCCAUUGUUCAAUGAAAUUUUCUUUUGGUAUGUUCUUCUAGAUACAGGACCCAAGUGCUCUAGCAACUGCUAAUAUUUAUGUCUUUCAAUACAUCAAAUUACAUCAAAAGCCCCAUUUGGACUGGCAUUAAUUAAUACUUCAUCUAUUCUCGUUAAGUUCUCUUUUUAUUUGUCAUGAAUGUAUCUCUUUUUUUCUCUUUCUACAUGAAACAAAUAGAAAGAAUGCUAAUAAAAAUCUAAAUUGAACUCAGUGAACUAAAUCUAAAGUGAAGUCAGUUCUUCUAAUUCCAGCAAAGAGAGAGAGAAUUCAAACAAAUCCACGUUAGUUUCUGAGAUAAAGGAAAAUAUCCUAGAUAAUCAAAAAUACUAAUUAUUCUGCAUUUCUCAGACUCCCAAGACCUCAGCCAUUUAGAAAAGAGAACCAGCACUAAUCCAAGGUUGAACUGAAAAUUUGUCAAAAUGAAGCAAGUGGGAAUUUUAUUGGUUUUUUCUGUAUUUUUUUACAUGUUGAAUGCUUUUAUUAUUUUCAAGUUAUUUUUUAUGUGUACAGAAAAACAGAGUAACAGAUAAUGUCUUUCAGACUCAAAUCUUUCAUACUGUACCUCCUCCUAGCACUCAGGUAAUUGGAACUAAAAUUGCAAGACUGAUAAGAAAAACUGCUGGAGUACGCUUUAGAGUAGGUUUAAAAGGCAUAUUUCUUCCAGACUUACCUGAAUGAAGGCACUGCAUUUAGAGUGGAUUCCUAUAAGUGUUUACAUUAAUGGUAGUGUAUUUGGAAUCUGUUGCAGUUAAAAGAAAUGCUUCCUUUCUAAUUUUUUUAUAAAAGUAUUGUACAAGAUCAGAGGAGUUGUGAUUGCUAGCUGACUACUUUCAUAAUGGAAGAAGCUAGUAUCUCUCCAAAGUACAAUGCAAAGUAGUUUCCAGUGUUUCACAG